AUCAGUGAACAGCGUUUUCGGAGAAUAUAGCGAUUCAGGAUGUACAACUACUCAAGUGCGUACGCAGCGGCCUUUUCAGAAAGUUACAAAAAGGCGUGUGACUCGGAUCCCUCGACGGCAGACGGCGGGCAGCACUACGGCACCUGCGGUCCCUACGGUUCUGCCACCGUCCGAGGACGGUGUCCGCACUCGGCUCGUGUCGAGAGCGGGAAUCUACGGGGAGGUGACACCCACCCAAGAUCACGGAAUGCCGGUCAGCCCAUGUCUGGCUCCCAGCGGGUGUGCCCAAGUGGAUAUGUCCCUCGCCAGAUUGAUUCCGCUAAGGAUGAGCGGAAUCUCAAGCCACCUUUACAAGGCCCCCGAACUAGGAGGCGUUUCCCCCUUCGGCGUCUUUUUGAACGCAACAAGGUUCGACCUCUGAACAUCGACGGUCCCUCGUUGGCAUCAGAAGCACGCCCACCCUGCCCCAGUGCCCCAGUUGACUCGGCCCACUCCUCGUUGUUCAUUGCCUCAUCGCAAAUCUCUAACACCACCCAGAGAUCAGGCAACUUGGACGGAGCUGGGCAGUCCCGUAAGCUGGCGAACAUCAGCAGCGACAGGACGAGUUUGAGUCCCCCAGAAGACGACAUUGGCAGGCCGCCAUCUGUCGUCGUAGGACAGGCACUUGUCCCACCAAAAUCAAGGCCCAAGCGACCGUGGAAAACGAGACUUCGAUCUCUCUUUGCUCCUCCGAGUCGCGGGACCAAGACCACCGUUCAGCCCUUCAUUACACCACAAGGGCAAUCGGAAGGUCAAGUCGGCCGACCUAGGUCACUGAAAGAAGACCACAGUGACCUAGGUCAUGUCAAUCGACCUAGAUCACUGAAAAAAGACCACAGCGAUCCAGGUGCCCAGAGCCACUACACCAGUGCUCUGAUGAAGAAUCGAGAAGCGAAGGGAUUUGGAGGAAAUGCAUCAACUGGAAAGAUGCAUCGUCGGCACGGCAGUGCUGCCAUGGCAACAAGACCAGUCUACAUCAACCAGCCCCUCUCGAUCCCAGGAGCACCUCAAUGUGACCGGGGUCAUCUCCAGUCAAGCUCACCCCCUGCUGCGAGUAGUGAUAAUCCCAUCUCAUCACAGCAGCAGGAGAAGGUUACGAGCAUCAUCGUCAAUGACAAUGACAGGUCACUCCCAGCUUCAACUCCUAGGGAUGCUUCCUUUCGCAAUUCCUCGGUGUGCGUCUUGCCUUCAUAUCCAUCUGAGAGGCAAGGAACAACGAUGGAGGAUAAGAUAACAUCAGACAAGGAAGUAGCAAUCCCUAAUCAAGAUCCUCUGACGUCGAUCUCAAGAGGAAAUGGCAAACCUUCUGAAAUCAGCUCAGCGUCGCAGUCAUCCCCACUGCAAGACAGAGAAGAUGAAAACGUGACACCCGAUGACAACUCAGUGUCGCAGCCUGUCUUGCAGUGUUCACCUACCAACGGGAAGGAUGCGUCCUGUGAUUUCACGACGUGCUCUUCAUAUCUUCAGGUUCAGGAACAAGAAGACGAUGAUGAAGUACAAAAUGAUAUAGAAUCCAUCUUGAAGCCUGUAUCUCUCUGCUCCGCCGCAACAGAUGAUGAAUUUCCCACCAACUCCCUCAUUUGUUCAUCGCAGAGGCUACAGGCUGAAGUCGUUGAAGAUGACGACAAAGCAUUAUAUCUUGAAGGUUCUAAUUUGAGACCAGGACCGACAUCCCCUUCAAUAAAUGAUGCACCAUCUUCACCAAUAACACCAACCUCUUCUGCAACGUCAUCACAGGAUCAUGACCAAAUGUUGAUGGAUGAAACCAGAAUCCGCGAUGGUGGGAAACCAUCUACUUCAAUCGAAGUCCCAUUUGUAGCCGUACCCAGUCCAUCUGCACUCUCCGAGAAGAUGGAGGCCUUGGAGAGAAGUGUAGACGAAAUAUGCGAUGAUGAAGGAUCACCAUCAAAACAAGCAACUGCAUCUUCAACAUCAAGAAGUGGUUUCUCCAUCUUAGGUCAAAGUUAUACAAUCUCACAAGAGAAAUUAGAGUCGGCAAUCGUACAAGAUGGAGACAUGGCAUCUGAGAAUGAAAUGUCCAUCUUGGUGUCGCAGCCUGCCUUGCAGUCUCCACUUACCAAUGGGAAUGAUGCGUCCUGUGAUUUCACGACUCGCCCUUCAUAUCUUCAGGUUCAGGAUCAAGAAGACAAUGAUGAAUUACAAAAUGAUAUAGAAUCCAUCUUGAAGCCUGUAUCUCACUGCUCCUCCGCAACAGAUGGUGAAUCUCCCACCAAUUCCAUCAUUUGUUCAUCGCAGAGGCUACAGGCUGAAGUCGUUGAAGAUGGCAACGGAGCAUUAGAUUCUGAAGGAUCUAAUUCAAGACCAGGACCGACAUCCCCUUCAAGAAAUGAAACACCAUCUUCACCAAUAACACCAACCUCUUCUGCAACGUCAUCACAGGAUCAUGACCAAAUGUUGAUGGAUGAAAACAGAAUCCGCGAUGGUGGGAAACCAUCUACUUCAAUCGAAGUCCCUUUCUCUGCCGUAACCAGUCCAUCUGCAAUCUCCGAGAAGACGGAGGCCUUGGAGAGAAGUGUAGACGAAACAUUCGAUGAUGAAGGAUCACCAUCAGAACAGGCAUCUGCAUCUUCAACAUCAAGAAGUGGUCUCUCCAUCGUACUCCAAAGUUCUACAAUCUCACACGACGAGCUAGAAUCGGCAAUCGUGCAAGAUGGAGAUAUGGCAUCUGAGAAUGAAAUGUCCAUCUUGGAACCUUGCCCUCCCAAUGAAACCGACGUCACUACCUCCAUCCCCAUGGAAACCUUAUCUGUGACAUCAUCACCACCUCACAAGGAGGGGAGACAAGGUGGAGACCAAGGUGGUGGUUUGGAAUUGAUCUCAAAGUCUGUGUCUCCAUCUCAUCUCUCUGUCUCCUCCACGUCCAAAUAUUCCUCUUCGUCAAGGAAACUAGGAGCAGGGACGAAUAUUGACAAUGAUGAUGGAAAAAGCUCCUUAGUGUCAUCUAUGAACGAUCAUUCAGAGUCAACAUAUACAGAAGCUAAUGGAGCGCCAUCUACGGUGGAUGUUGACCCGGAUGACGAAGAGCCAUUGUCAGGCAAAAACAUACAAAAGUAUAAAAGAUUCCCACCUCUGCAUGAACAGCGACUCGCUCUCAAGAUGAACCCGGCAAUUGCUCUGCAAAGCUCAUCUCCAGAUGACUUGGAUCGUUGGGUGGAUGUUGUGCUGAGUUGUGUUGCUCGCAGGGAUAAGAUGCGACAAAUGCAACUUGCUUCCAACUCCAAGACACCUUACACAAGAGAGGAGGCUCUCGAAAUUCAAGCCAACGCCGCGAAAGCCAACGACAUAAUGCGCCAAUUGAACCAAAUGACCUCCUUAUCGACGGAAGAUGAAGGGUCGAGCGUUGAAAGUUUGCAAUCAGCCUCUCCAGUAAAUUCUGUCAGGAAAACUUUAAAUAACAGACAGGACAAAGAAUCGCAGACUAUAGAAGAUGCCUUCGUGACGUUCGUAUCUCCAAAAUAUUCGGAAUCUUCUUCAUCCAUAACUGCAAAGAAACAUUCCGCCACAGCUUUGGAGAAACCCGCAGAAAGAACUAAAAUGAGCGACUCGGAUCAACAAGAGGCAACGCCAGCUGGACGUCCAGAGCCUUCCAUUUCAAAGCUCUCUGAGAUGAUAUCUGCUGAAAGUAAACCAAGGGAUGUUGCCAACAGGGAAUCCUCAUAUGACAACCAACCUUACAUCUCGAAGAAGUCACCUUCCAAUGAUUCAUUAAGUAAAGCAUCACAGGCUAAGAAGGACACCUCAAGUCCUCAAGAGGCCGCUUCUGAGAAAGAUGCAGAAUCUUCUUCAUCCAUUGCCAAUAAAGCAUCAUCUGGAGAAAAUCACCAUUCGCCACGACCGAAAAUCUCGACGAGUUCCGCUUGGAAAGAUGCGGCAACAUCUGACUCCACACCCGGCACAGCCAAUGCUUCUUCUAAGAACUCCCAAGCAACGCAGGAUCCUCAGGAAGGACUACCAGAACUCACAGCCUAUCCCUCAAUCGAUCCCAGCGAGUUGGAGUUCAUUAUGUCUGACAACGGAAAGGAAGUGGCACUUGGGUCGGGUUCUUGUGGUGGAGUCCUACUGAUGCGUAAUAUAGAAGACAACACUCCCCUUGCUGUCAAGGUGCUGGUUAAAAACUUCUCUGACUUACAGUACGAGGUGGCAGCCAUGCAUGCGGUGAUGAACUGCCCCUACUUCCCCAAAUUUGUAGGAGUCAUCGAUUACUGUUCUUACGCCCAAGAGCUUGUGGGCGGUGUGGACAGUAACAUGGCUUUCAACUUCAGCAAGGCGCGGAACGACUACGAUCUCUUAUACCCGUUAGAGUGGCUGCACGUCUGCCGUGAUGUCACGGAGGGACUCAAGGCUUUACACGCUGCUGGCUGGCUUCAUAACGACCUACACUGGAAUAAUGCCAUGGUGUGUCCCAAUCCACCAGGCUCUGAGGUGGCUUGGUGUGGCAAGAUCAUCGACCUGGGACUCACCUCGCAGAUAUCAAAUCCAGGCCCAGUCGCGAUCCUGGAUGACGAGGAACAGAGGAGGGUCUAUAAAUAUAGCAAGCAUUGUGCGCCCGAGAUUCUGGAAAGUAGAGACGCUUACAAUGAGAAGACUGACAUCUACAGCCUUGGCCAUCUCUUCGUGCAUUCUGUAGCCGGUGGUGCAAACUCCCUCCACGGUCUCCGUCUGCUAGGCGAGUCCUGCAUGAGACGAAGUCCCGAUGCUCGCCCAACACUUGAGGCCGUCUCGGGGAAACUAGGCGAUCUCAUCACGGAGAUGAUGCAGGCUGAGCAGCAGCAGCCUUCCAGCCCGACUCCUAUUCCUCCUUCCUCAACCUCUCCUUCUCCUAAUCUCCGUUGCCAUCUCAUCACGGAGAUGAUGCAGGCUGAGGAGAAGCCUUCCAGCUCGACUCCUAUUCCUCCUCUCUCCUCCUCUCCUCCUCCUAAUCUUCGUUGCCAUCUCAUCGCGGAGAUGAUGAAGGCUGAGCAGCAGCCUUCCAGCCCGUCUCCUAUUCCUACUUCUUCACCUUCUCCUUCUAAUCUUCGUCGCCAUCUUUGUUAGUUUAUGAAAUCCAGAAUCGCACAGAAAGAGAUCGGCCGCAUUCGAAUCUGAUGUUUUUGACUACGAUUACAAAGCAGUAUAUGAUUAGUGGAAAGCUGGGAGCAUGCAAACCGUAGUGUCGUAGUCUAACACAACCGAUUCGAAUGCGGCCGUUUAGGGCCAUGUCUGCACGCGACGCAAUUCACGGCAAAUUGUUCCACGCAAGACAGUAAUCAUUGCAUUCCCUUUAAUAGUCUGAGGUAUGUCUAUAAAUUGUUAGUCAGUUAAUGUUCUCCACUCCUCCCAGAAUU
Patiria miniata (bat star) is the source of this 5384-nucleotide messenger RNA. RefSeq names its product mucin-17-like. The coding region runs from base 40 to 5094 and encodes 1684 amino acids. Lineage: Eukaryota; Metazoa; Echinodermata; Asteroidea; Valvatida; Asterinidae. Gene Ontology annotation, biological process: protein phosphorylation. The transcript is spliced from 9 exons. The record is from RefSeq and is a predicted model, not a curated record. Gene Ontology annotation, molecular function: ATP binding; protein kinase activity.